AUGAGAGUUGGUGUAAUUUUUGAUUGGUUUGGUAAACCUGAUUAUAAUGAAUUCGAAAAUAUACUGAGGAAUUGCCUGAAAAAUGUCAGGUUUGGGGAGCAAACGCAAAUAACAACGAAUGCUGACGCCUUGGAUAUAGUCCUGGUACACGACAAGGAAUCCCUUAUAUCAUCGAUAUAUUUAGAUAAGAUCCUGGGUAAAUUGUACAGUAUAGCAAGAGAUAUUCUACUGGAACAUGAGUAUUUCCUAUUACCCAUCAAUGUAUUAUUUGAUGGAUCUGAUUAUGAUAAUAUACAAUGGGAUAUAAUGUUUAUGAAUACUCAUGAGUUUUCUUUGAUUGAGAAAGAUAAGUUCCAUUACCGAGAGAGUCAAACAUUUGAACAAAGGAAUAUGGGAUCAAGAAAUGGCACAGGAAGUUCCAUGGAUGAUCAAACUAUCAACGAUAAAAAUGAAUACAAAGUAACCGCGCUAGGGGGAACUUUUGAUCAUAUACAUGAUGGUCAUAAAAUAUUAUUAACUAUGGCUGCAUUUUUAACAUCGGAUAGGUUAAUUGUGGGUGUUACCGAUGAGGAAUUGUUGGUGAAUAAGAAAUAUAAAGAACAACUGGAGAAUUUCGACAAGAGAUGUUUGAAUGUAAUGACUUUUGUUCAUUUAGUGAAACCAUCAUUAAGAGUAGAAAUAGUACCAAUAAAGGAUGUAUGUGGGCCAACUGGAACAGUUCCAGAAAUCGAGGCUUUGGUGGUCAGCAGGGAGACAAUUGCAGGUGGACAAGUAGUUAAUGACACAAGACAGCAACGAAAGAUGCAUCCAUUAGCAAUACAUGUCGUAAAUGUCUUGGGUGGGAACGAAGAAGAUGGAUGGAGAGAGAAACUAAGUAGUACAGAGGUCCGAAAACUUAUAUCUGAACAUAGAGAAUAG
This is a messenger RNA of Naumovozyma dairenensis CBS 421, 918 nucleotides long. It is a transcript of the gene CAB4, whose product is annotated as putative pantetheine-phosphate adenylyltransferase. Gene Ontology annotation, biological process: coenzyme A biosynthetic process. The transcript has a single exon. The record is from RefSeq and is a predicted model, not a curated record. Lineage: Eukaryota; Fungi; Ascomycota; Saccharomycetes; Saccharomycetales; Saccharomycetaceae. Bases 1 to 918 code for a protein of 305 amino acids. Gene Ontology annotation, molecular function: dephospho-CoA kinase activity.